Messenger RNA from Cheilinus undulatus (humphead wrasse), 1602 nucleotides. RefSeq names its product cyclin H (gene ccnh). Gene Ontology annotation, molecular function: cyclin-dependent protein serine/threonine kinase regulator activity. The coding region runs from base 186 to 1115 and encodes 309 amino acids. Gene Ontology annotation, biological process: regulation of cyclin-dependent protein serine/threonine kinase activity; regulation of transcription by RNA polymerase II; DNA-templated transcription. Gene Ontology annotation, cellular component: nucleus; transcription factor TFIIK complex. The transcript has 10 exons. Lineage: Eukaryota; Metazoa; Chordata; Actinopteri; Labriformes; Labridae. The record is from RefSeq and is a predicted model, not a curated record.
GCAAAAGUGUUGCGACGAGUUAUAGUUUUAUUAUUGAUCAGUUUUCUUACCUGUAUCUUUGAGUUUACAGGGCUUUAGAGGCUGUUUUUACGCAACUAGAGGUAUUAACUUUUUCAGUACAUCACUGCUCUCGUCAGCGUCACCUGUGUUCAAUGGACUAGCUUAUUUUGACAUAAAAAGCAGCCAUGUUUCACAACAGUUCACAGAGAAAAUACUGGAUUUUUAAGAGUGAUGAUGAACUCGAGCAAAUGAGACACAAGGCUAACCUGAAAUUCCGUAAUAAGACACACGAAAGUGGGAAGGCCGGGGUGGUGGCUUUUCUGGAGCGCCAUGAGGAGGAUGUUUUAUUCAGGCACUAUGAGAAGAGACUGCUGGACUUCUGCAAUGCGUUCAAGCCUGCGAUGCCUAAAUCCGUUGUGGGAACAGCUAUUAUGUACUUCAGGAGAUUCUACGUGAACAACUCCAUCAUGGAGUACCAUCCAAGAAUUAUCAUGCUGACAUGUGCAUACCUGUCCUGUAAAGUGGAUGAGUUCAAUGUUUCCAGCACCCAGUUUGUGGGCAACCUUCUGCAGGAGACGCCAGCAGGGCAGGAAAGGGUUCUGGAGCAGAUCCUUGAGUAUGAACUCCUGUUGAUCCAACAACUCAACUUUCAUUUGGUGGUCCACAACCCCUACAGACCCAUGGAGGGUCUGCUCAUUGACCUCAAGACAAGAUACCCCGCGCUGGAGAAUCCAGAGUCACUGAGGAAGAGUGCUGAUGACUUUCUAACACAGGCAGCAAUGACCGAUGCCGGACUGCUGUUUCCUCCUUCUCAGAUCGCUCUAACAGCUAUUCUGAACAGCGCAUCAAGAGCUGGGCUCAGUUUGGAGAGCUACCUGACCGAGUGUUUGGGACUGAAAGGGGACAAAGAGACUCUGUCGAAGAUGUAUGACUCUAUGAGACGGAUGAAAACCCUCCUGAAGAAGUACGAGCUGCCUAAACCAGAGGAGGUGAACGCUUACAAACAGAAGCUGGAGAGGAUUCAUGCUGAAUUCACUACAAGCAACAAACGAAAGCGAGGAUAUGAAGAAGACGGCCACGUAGCAAAAGAACCACGUUUGGAAGAAGAGACUUAAUCAUCCAGUCCAGCAUACAACACCAAACCUGAGUCAAUGGCAGAAUGAGCUGUUUGGCAUUGGCUGAGAAGAUCUGACAAAUUUUUCAUGGAUGCAACCCACAUACUCAGCUCUGCUGCUGAUCCCACAAAUGCAUGUUCCUUACAGAUGUGGCACCAUUUAAAAGGGAAAUAAACAGGCUUUCCAGCGGCAUAAGACUUAUUGCCAAGACGCUUUGUUACAAUGAAAAAAUAAUCUCCACAACACUGAUUUCCUUCAUUUUUGUACUUGGUUUGUAUAAAUUAAAGGAAAAUCUUCUUAAACCGGCUCUUUGAUUGCAGGAGUGGACUGAUGAAGACCUGAUAUGAUCCUUUGCCUCAAAUAAAGUUUAUUCUCCUGAAUUCCAGUAUUGAACAGUCAAACUUUGCACAAGUGUGCAUGCUCCAUUUACUUUUCUACAUAAUGUUCAUAUUUGCCUUUGUUCUCUAAGAAUAAAGAUAUUUUUCUA